Molecule: messenger RNA, 264 nt
Organism: Rotaria sordida
Lineage: Eukaryota; Metazoa; Rotifera; Eurotatoria; Philodinida; Philodinidae
Source: the annotation of a GenBank genome assembly
AUGUUUAAUCUUGCAUUUGAUGAUGGUGAUCAUCAAUUAUAUUCAGUAUUAAAUGUUGUUGAUGUAAAAAAUGAAAAAUAUUACAUUGAAUUGUGCCGUGUCGGUGAAAUACGUGAUUAUAAUGAAACAUCUUUAUAUGUUGAAGAAAAUUUAUUUACUUGUUUUCAUAAGUCUUAUGAUAAACUAAAAACCAAAUUAACAAGAGAAUGGAAAUUUCAAUAUGAUAUUAAAGAUGUUCUGUUGAAGUCUAUUUUAAAUCAAUAG